Messenger RNA from Lithohypha guttulata, 987 nucleotides. RefSeq lists its product as uncharacterized. Lineage: Eukaryota; Fungi; Ascomycota; Eurotiomycetes; Chaetothyriales; Trichomeriaceae. The coding region runs from base 1 to 987 and encodes 328 amino acids. Gene Ontology annotation, cellular component: nucleus. The transcript has a single exon. The record is from RefSeq and is a predicted model, not a curated record. Gene Ontology annotation, molecular function: hydrolase activity, acting on ester bonds; zinc ion binding.
AUGAAGACAGACGUGUACGAAUUGCCGAGGACGUCCUUGGAAGAGCUGGUCUUGCCUCUGCAGCAGGCUUUCGAAUCGAACUACUCAGUCGCAAGAGUGGAAGUCACGACAUGCCCAGACUUGCGAGGCGCGCCUUUUAAUCUCGCAGGGCAGGGAUUAGGAGGCCGUCCCAUCGUUGCGGAUAUAGGUGGUCAACCCAAUCUGUUUCCUCGACCAGUUCUCGAUAAGCGAUAUUCGAUGCUUGAUAUUGCUCGACAUUGCAUGGGUAUGGCUCCCGAUCAGGGUAUGCUAAUCGGCGCAGGUGCAGGUCCUUUCCACAUUCUUGGACAAAACUCGGAACUGGCUCCGAAUCUUGCUUGGAAAGACAAUUUCGAAGAUAUCACAAACUUGACUCACUAUGCGAAAGUCGACACCUCGACGUCUGAUAGUAUCCAAGUUGUCUGCGAGAGGUGUCAGUCGACAGAUUGUGCAUUGAUGAUGAAUCUGUUUGGCUCUUCAGGCUUGCCAGGGCCAGUCCUCAAGAUUACUGCCAAGAAGCGGCAUGGGGCGACCAAGUCGUUCACAGACGUGAUACGUUUUGCACUGCACGAGCAUUUUGGUGAUGCCCAUCCAAUAUCUUUAGGUGGUGUUUUCGUCUUCAAAGGUAAAGCGAAUUUCCACGUUAUGCCUGGUUUCCCACCCGAAGAUCAACUACCCUUCAAGGAUCGCCAUCAACUCAACGACUGGCUGACCUAUCACAACUUCUCUGUCAAGGGCGACGGUGAUCAGAUUGUCUGCCUUAGCGUGCUUCAUUCUGCGGAUCCAGACAAGAAGAUGGGUUUGCGUAUGGAACAUACUCAUUGUUUCAGCAUGGAUGGUAGAGGUGGACAUUACCAUUACGAUCUUGGAAAUGAGGAGAUUGAGUACGAGGGAUACUUCAAUGUCGCUGAGGCCAUCUACAGAGUGGACAGACCUGAAGUGACGCUCAAGCAAGAUCUUCAUGAAUGA